This is a messenger RNA of Symbiodinium natans, 2556 nucleotides long. NCBI's taxonomy places the organism in Eukaryota, Dinophyceae, Suessiales, Symbiodiniaceae. The record is from the annotation of a GenBank genome assembly.
AUCGUUCCCGAGACUCGGGUGUGGAGCUUACCCAUUCCUGAGUCUCGCCACAGUUCCUUGUUAACGACACAGAACCAGAGGUGGCAGUGUGCUCAGCCUUUGGUGUUGCCUCAGUCGCACGCGGCCUUCGGGCCAAGUUUCAGUUGUGGCCUUUACGGCCUGCUUUUGACGCUAGUUCUCUUAGGGGAGCUUUUCUGGGAAGUUUUCCGCUUCUGGGUGCGGUGGAAGCACCUCCAGUCCAAGGCCUCAGAACUCAGGCCUGUGACAACCGGCAGUGCCCUCAGUGACGUCUGUGACAGCCUUAGUGAAUGCGAGCCUGUUGUUCGUAGCCGCAUGCGCAAUCGCCGCAAGCUCCAGUUUACUUUACGUUGUCCGGAGGGAAGGAAGCUCCAACUCCGUUUCGCCAAGGUCAGGCUCCGUCGUCGUCAACGUCGUGCCGUUUUGUCUCUUUUGUCCCUCGGACUUCCGCCCCGGCCCGUAGGUGCGACUUCUGAGGACACAGUGCGUGACGUUUUGCUUAACCAGCUCAAAGGGGGGCGGGGCAGACGCAAGCCAAAAACCGGGUCAAACAACGACCACGACAGAGCUCCUGACAACCCUGACGAGGACUCCUUGGCGGAUGCCCUUACUUCCUUCUUGGACAAAUGGGCCAAAAAGCCGGCUCGCUCCAGGGAGUCGCCCCGGCCGGCUGGCACUCCCGAACGACAACCUUCGCUGUGCGAGGUCCUGCUCUCGGUGCUGAAGAAGUGUAAGCAAAGUGAGGCCUCGGACGAGGCUACGUUUCAACAGGUGGUGGUUACGGGCUCUUCUCCUAACGCCGUCCAGGAACUGCUGGAACUUCAGGACACGUGGCUGGCCUUUGACUGCAAGCAGCCUUUGACGGUCCUUGCGACCGGAGAAGCGAGGGGCUCAAGAGGCUGUUGCCUCGCCAGGGCCUCACUCCGGCGGGGACCUUUGUCUGCUGGCUUUUCCUGUGAAGAGGUAGGAGUUCUGGUGUUAGGGGAAGAGGGUUACGCUCCCAAGCUUAAGCCAGCCUCCAAAGUCGCUCUUUCGAAGUUCAAGGCUCCAGCCAAAGCCCUGAUUCGGAUCGUGGCGCCGUCCCACUACCGCGCCUGUUGCAAGGAGAGCCGACAGUGGGAUUCCCCUCAAGCCAUCGUGUCGGAAAUGGCACAGUGGAAGGUUGAGGGACCAAGCACUCAGGCCAGUAGUCUCACGGGUGGCAACUGGCAGUGGACAAAACACAAAGGGUCGGAUCAGCUGAUUGGCCACUUGAAAGUCAGUGAAAGUCUUGCCCAGGCCCUGGCCCCUCACAGUGGUCGCCGAGGUAUCUUCAUUUCACUGAUCAAAGAUCUAAAAACUCCCGCGAGGAUAGGAUGGAUCCCCGAGCAUGAGGAUGAAGAGCCCGAUGACUAUCUUAGUCGUUGCUCCAGCUUUGCAUCCGCGCGCGGUGCUUCCCUAAAGUACCGAUGUGGAGGCGGCAACGACUUGGGUGUGGUUAGGAAGGAUGGCGAAGCUGAGGAAGUCAGAGCCGUUGUCGUGAACGUGCGGGCCCCAAAAGAUUGGGAGGCGGAGGGCCUCCUCGCCUUUUUGCUUGAGCAAAAGUGGCUCGAGCCUCAGGUCUUGAACAAACGAGGCCAGAGCUGGUUGGUUAAAGGCACGCCGCCUCACCCAGCCUCUACAUGGAGAUACAUCGAUGCUGAGGACCCCAGCAUUACUGUACACGUCACAAAGGCUCAAGGGAAGCCCCCCUCGGUGCGCGAAACUGUGCCGUUGCGUGCUCCCCGUGCGAAGCUCAGUGAAGUGAGCGCUAGGCCUGCUGAGCAGCGCAGAGGCAGAGCUCCUCCGGACGCCGCCACAGGUGCCGGCGCUGGGCCCCGGGCUGGCAAGGACACACAGGAGAUCGGUUCCGACCGGGCUCGGAGCCGCAGUAGAGAAAAGGACACUACUGAGAGUUCCAAAGCCCCCCCUCUGGCUCCAGUUUUUGAUCCCAUGACUGAUGCUCUGAGCAGCGGGUGGAAGAUCAGAGACCUGGGCGGGGACGGGGACUGCGGUUUCCGUAGUCUGUCGGGCGCGAUGCACCACGCCAAGGGCACCCCUUUCCCUGACGAUGUUGCGGUCGACCAAGCUCGCUGUAAAGGUGCUACCAUCCGAACUCAGUGUUUGUCGCACAUCCGUAAGCAUGUCGAUCGCUAUGCUGCCUUCCUCCAACCGGAUGUUGAUGGUGGUGACAUGGAUACUGAGGACUUGGAGAUGUACUUAGGCUCCAUGGCGCACCCUCGUGCUUGGAUUGACGGUAUCAUGAUCCAAGCUGCAGCAGAAAAGUACGGUCAGGUCGUGGUGAUCUGGCACAAGUCAAAGCCGCAGAUGGACGCUGCUGGGCUUGUCACUCAGGCCAACUGGCAGCGAACCACUUUGGCCCCGGACUGGGCCAAGGAUGGGAUGCCUAAAAUGGCAAAAGACAAGUCCCCCAUAGUGCUUAGGCUUGAGAAUGAGCACUACACGUACAUGGUCCCUCCGGAAGGAAGCGAGGCUCUGCGGGCCCGGGUAGUGAGGUGA